AUGGUCCAUCACGACAGGAACUGUAUCGCUGCCAUAGAAGGCUUGAUCGAAGCAACGCUUAACCAAACGCCUAACCCUGAGCAAAGGAAGUGGCAAGACUUCGUCGACGAAGCAGUGACGAAGAUCGUCAUUGACACGCAUACAGACGAAACUAAUCUAGCGAAAGAUCUCUGCUACGUAAUCGAUCUGCGACUGAAGCCGGAGUAUGUUCCGUCGUGGAUGAGCGGACCCCUCGAAUACCAAGAUGGCGACAUGGUAUCUGAGUGGCUAGAUAUCGUAGGUCUUCCCGGAGAAUGGGAUGGCAUCGGAAUCAAUCGUUCCCAAACAGAAGUGAGGAUGGUAUAA
Messenger RNA from Alternaria atra, 345 nucleotides. RefSeq lists its product as uncharacterized. Bases 1 to 345 code for a protein of 114 amino acids. The transcript has a single exon. The record is from RefSeq and is a predicted model, not a curated record. Lineage: Eukaryota; Fungi; Ascomycota; Dothideomycetes; Pleosporales; Pleosporaceae.